This is a messenger RNA of Malassezia sympodialis ATCC 42132, 306 nucleotides long. RefSeq lists its product as uncharacterized. The transcript is spliced from 2 exons. The coding region runs from base 1 to 306 and encodes 101 amino acids. NCBI's taxonomy places the organism in Eukaryota, Fungi, Basidiomycota, Malasseziomycetes, Malasseziales, Malasseziaceae. Gene Ontology annotation, cellular component: respiratory chain complex I; mitochondrion. The record is from RefSeq and is a predicted model, not a curated record.
AUGACGGAUCACACCGCCUCGGUCGAGGAGAGCAAUGCGGCGCGUCUGCCUCUUGGAUACCGUGACUCUUGCAGCGCAAAAAGCCUGCUGAUUCCCCUUAACAAAUGUCGCCGAAAGACCUUCUACGCUCCGUGGGCUUGUGAGGAGGAGCGGUACGUUUGUCUUUUUGACCCCAGUCACACCUACGAGCGCUGCCAGUACCAGGAGUAUGUGAAUGGAGUACUUACAUCUAGCUUCCUUAACCGCCAGAAGAAGCUCCAGCAGCUCGUGGCUGAGAAGGCCAACAGCGCGGCCGAAGACCUCUAG